AUGAUCAAAAAACCUUCAUCUGAACCAAGAAAGAAACGAGUUGCCAAGGCAUGUGACAUCUGCAAGAAGAAGAAAGUAAAGUGUGACGGGCUUCGUCCUUGUCUCCACUGUACAGUAUACUCUUAUCGCUGCAGCUAUGAUUCCCCGAACAUUAGAAAUAAAAAAAAUCCGGGAAUUCCCAAACCAUCACAACCAAGUGUUGCAGCAUUACAAGCAGCUGCAGUUCAAGCAGCUGCCAACGGAGCAUUAUAUGGAGAUUAUCAAGGUGCUGAAUUAUCAUCGUCGUCAAAUGGUGUCUUGGUUGAUUCUUAUCCGACUAAAAAUUUAAUUAUUGCUCAACAAGUUAUUAGUACACUAAUACCGAAAUUACAAUUUAAUUGCUUCGAUCAAAAUUUACAAUUCGAUUUGGAAAGAUUUCAAAAAGCUGUAAGUCAUGUUGAACAAAAACCAAGUACUUUAAUACAAAACAUGAAUGAUGUGUCCGAUUUCAUGUAUGAAAAAGAUACUAUAAUUCCACCCCCACGACAAGCUUCAGUUGGCUCUUCAUCAGAAGACCUGUCAUUACCAUUGUCACCAAGAGAAAUCAAGUCAUUAUUACCAAGCAAAGAGGAGACCUUACAAUUAAUUUACACUACGUGGUAUAAAGCUUGUGUUUUAUUUAGGUUUUAUCACAGACCAUCUUUAUUAGAAGAAAUUGAAUUAUUAUACUCACUAGACCCUUCUGAGUACGAAGAUAGACAACAUAAAUUCUUACCAUUUCUAUAUUCAAGUUUGGCCUGUGGUUGUUUAUUUAGUAAAACUCCUUAUGAAAGUUCUAGUCAUAAUGAAAAUUUAGAAGAUGAUGGAUUUAAAUAUUUUUUGGAAGCAAGAAAAUUAAUUGAUAUAAGUAAUGUUGGAGACAUCAAUUCAAUUCAAACUAUUAUUAUGAUGAUCAUGUAUUUACAAUGUUCAGCUAGACUAUCAACUUGUUAUUCGUAUAUUGGUAUAGCGUUAAGAAGUGCAUUAAAAGAAGGAUUACAUCGUAAUUUAUCUAUUUUCCAAAAUUCAAAGAAAAAAUUGGAUCCAAUAGAAAUUGAUACCAGAAAAAGAUUAUUUUUCACUAUUUAUAAAAUGGACAUAUACAUUAACUCAUUGUUAGGUUUACCAAGAUCAUUAACUGAAGAUGAAUUUGAUCAAGAAUUGCCUGUUGAAUUAGAUGAUGAAAAUAUCACAAGACAAGGCUAUCAAUUUGAUAAACAAGAUGGUAGAUUAAGUUCUUCAGGUUGUGCAAAUCAUCAUACCAAAUUAAUGUUAAUCUUGUCACAUAUUUUGAAAAAAUUAUACCCUGUAAAAGUUAAUGAUGUAAAUGACGAAUUGACAUCAUCAUCUAAUACAUAUUCAUCAGAUAAGAUUCAUGCAAAAGUAACUGAAUUAGAAAUUGAAUUGAAGCAAUGGCUAGAUAAUCUACCAUCUGAAUUGCAACCAACCGAUCCUAAUUCAGAUAAAAUUGAUAUUCCAAGAAAAUUUAUUUUGGCCAAUUGUUAUCUUCAUUUAGCAUUUUUAAAUUGUCAAAUUAUGUUAUAUAGACCUUUCAUCCAUUUUAUUAGUGAUUCAAUGAAUGGUUCCUCAAGUGAUCCAAGAUCAUUGAUUAGAGGUAGAAAUUGUAUCAAAAUAGCCAGAAUGGUUGUGAAGUUAGCAAAUAAAAUGAUUGAUCAACAGUUACUAGUGGGUACUUAUUGGUUUUCAAUGUAUACAAUAUUCUUCAGUAUUGCAUGUUUAAUUUACUAUUACCAUUUUGCUAAUUAUAAUAAUAACGGAAUGGGAGUUAAUGCCGCAGGAGUAUUAUUUGAUGAUGAUUUGAAUGUUGAUGUAAUUAAAAAAGAUAUUGAAAUUGGUAAAAAAGUUUUAGAUUGUUUAAAAAACUCAUCAAACAGUUCGUUAAGAAUUUACAACAUUUUAAAUACAUUAUUUGAUCAAUUAAAUAGAAGAACAGCUUCAAGAUCAAUGAAAAAAAGUGGAAAAAGCAUAAUUUCGAAUUCGAAUCCAGAACAACAAAAGCAACAAAUUUCAUCAAAAUUUUUAAAUGAUGAUGUGAAAGAUACUUUUAAAAAUUUCGACAACAAUAAUCACUAUUCACAAAGUUCCAAAAAGGAAGAUUUAGGUCAAUUGUUUAGUAAUAGUAAUAUUGUAAGAUUUCAAUCUACUACUGAUAUUCCAAAAGAAAUUGUAAAUAUUGAAAAAUUAUCAAUCAUAAAAGAAGAAGAAAAUCAAGAAGUUGGAGAAAAAACUGGAGCUGAAUUGACUGCUGAUUAUAUGCCUGGUGUAUUUGAUAAAUUAGAUGCUCAAAUUUUUGGUAAAAUUUUACCACCUUAUAUGUUGGAAAGUAAUGAAAAACAACGUCAACAACAACAACAACAACAACAAGCUCAACAAGUUCAACAACAACCACAGUUUCAGCAACCUACUUUACAAUCACAACAAUAUCCUCAACAAACACAAAACAUCUACAACAACAAUGCAAAUCUACAACCACAACCUGAUCAAUUCAAUACCAAUAAUCAAACAAAUACUGAUAAUUUAUCAACUAACUCAGUUCCUACUAUUAAUUCUACCAAUACUGAUGAUAUAAUAAAUUUUGAUGAGAUUUUUAGUACUUUGAAUAACGAAUUUACAAGUAAUCAAUUCGAUUACUCACCACCAUUUUAA
This is a messenger RNA of Lodderomyces jiufengensis, 2685 nucleotides long. It is a transcript of the gene ASG1, whose product is annotated as Asg1p. The transcript has a single exon. Bases 1 to 2685 code for a protein of 894 amino acids. Gene Ontology annotation, biological process: positive regulation of transcription by RNA polymerase II; DNA-templated transcription. Gene Ontology annotation, cellular component: nucleus. Lineage: Eukaryota; Fungi; Ascomycota; Pichiomycetes; Serinales; Debaryomycetaceae. The record is from RefSeq and is a predicted model, not a curated record. Gene Ontology annotation, molecular function: DNA-binding transcription factor activity, RNA polymerase II-specific; sequence-specific DNA binding; zinc ion binding.